AUGGCACCUCUCCAAUUGACGCCCAUCAAGGCCUCGACCUCGGCAGCUCUUCCUGACGAGUACGAACCAUCGCAGGAUCGUCAAGCCGAGCACUAUCAUGAAGACGACGACGACGACGACGACGACGACGACUAUGAUUCCCAGGACGACGAAGACGACGACGGCCUCAAUCGUGAGCCCGACUACGACGAUGGGCCGUUGCAGUCCUAUGCGCACGUCCACAGAGGUCAAGCGCAAGGAGCGAGUGAUUCGGUGAGCUUGCACACAAACUAUCUAGCCCCGUCGGGCGCGAAUCCGAGCUCAUGCCAUCGCCUGGUCUCCCGCAGAACAUGAGGCAUGGCUUCGCCGAAGCUUAUUCGUCCGAGGAGUAUCUGACCGUGCGUCCAGGGUCAAGUGAGCGCACGUCAUUUGUAGUGAUGUCAGCUGACACGCUUCCUUCUCCAUCCAACGUGCAGGCACUCGAAAAGAGCUACUUCUUGUACUGGACCGAGACACGGCACGAGCGAGCCGGACUGAUCAAACCGCCGUCGUCGAACCCGGCCGACCACAAGAUCGACUGGAGAAACCGCGACCGCGUUCGGACUGCAGCAGCCGUCCUUGUCGUCUGUCUGCGUAUCGGGUACGACCCGCCCGACGUCAUCAAGACCGACCCGUGCGCCAAACUCGAAUGCUGGGUUGACCCGCACGCCCUGGCCAAGGACAAGGCGAUGGAACGGAUCGGCAAGAACCUGCAGUCUCAAUUCGAGAACCUCGCCGCGACACCGAAAACCCGCUACAAGCAGUACCUCGACCCGCCGAUCGAGGACGCGAAAAAGUUCUGCACCGCCGCGCGCAAGACGGCCAAGAACGAACGCGUGCUCUUCUACUACAACGGCCACGGCGUGCCGAAGCCGACCCCGAGCGGAGAGCUGUGGCUGUUCAACAAGCAGUACACGCAGUACAUCCCCGUUUCUUUGUCCGAGAUUGUAGCCUGGCUCGGGAGUCCGACCAUAUUUGUAUGGGACUGCAGCGCCGCCGGCAACAUCGUCACCAAAGUCCAGGAGUUUGCGAUCAAGCGCGACGCCGAGCUCGCAAAGGAAGCCGCAGCAGCGGUCGCAGCCGCUAACGGGCAUCCACCGACCCCAGCGGCAGACGGCUCAUUCCCAGUACCCGAGGCGAAACCCCAGAUCCCGACCGUGCCGUUCCGUGACACGAUCCAGCUCGGCGCCUGCCUCGCCCACGAGACCUUGCCGAUGAACCCCGACCUCCCCGCCGAUCUCUUCACCUCAUGCCUCACCUCCCCGAUCGAGAUUGCACUGCGCUUCUUUUUGCUCAGAAAUCCGCUCAAGAUGGGUCAACUCGAUCUCGAUAUGCUGCUCAAGGUACCGGGUAAAGUCAACGAUCGACGGACACCGCUCGGCGAGCUCAACUGGAUUUUUACCGCCGUCACCGACACGAUUGCAUGGAACUCGCUGCCGAGGGAUUUGUUCCAGAAGCUUUUCCGGCACGAUCUGGUCGUUGCGGCGCUGUUCCGAGGCUUCUUGCUCGCCGAGCGCAUCAUGCGCUUCUACGAAUGCACGCCAAUCUCGGUCCCCGCCUUGCCUCAAACGCACAACCACCCGCUAUGGGACAGUUGGGAUCUAGCCGUCGACAUGUGCCUCGCCCAGUUGUCCAAGCUUCUGGACCACGAAAAGCGGUGGCUCGACUCGCUCCCGCCUCACCCGCUGAUGAUGCCCGAUCAACCAGCGCCGCCGCAACCACCAGGGCCUCCUCUGCCGUACGAGCACUCGAACUUUUUCUCCGAGCAACUGACCGCCUUCCAAGUGUGGCUCGACCAAGGCGCCGUCUCGAAACGACGGCAUCCGGAACAACUACCCGUAGUGCUGCAGGUAUUGCUGUCCCAGGCCCACCGACUGCGAGCCUUGAUCUUGCUUUGUCGCUUCAUCGAUCUCGGUCCCUGGGCCGUCAACGUCGCACUAUCGAUCGGCAUCUUUGCCUAUGUCCUCCGACUACUGCAAGCGCCUGCGAGCGAGCUGCGGCCGGUGUUGAUCUACAUCUGGGCGCGGAUAUUGGCCGUCUAUGAGAACUGUAAGGAGGACCUGCUGAAGCAGACGUACCCUCCGACACGGACUGCGGAUCUAUCGCCCUACACCUACUUUGUCAACAUUCUGCACCCGUCGACGAACAGUCAAUUGCCCGUUUCAAACGUGUCCGAGCAUCGCGCCAUGUGCGCCUUCAUCCUCUCGGUCUGCUGCCGCGGACAUAAGCCGGGGCAGGUCGCCUGCCUCAAGUCGAACGUGUUUGA
Messenger RNA from Microbotryum saponariae, 2284 nucleotides. NCBI's taxonomy places the organism in Eukaryota, Fungi, Basidiomycota, Microbotryomycetes, Microbotryales, Microbotryaceae. The record is from the annotation of a GenBank genome assembly.